Messenger RNA from Varanus komodoensis (Komodo dragon), 4774 nucleotides. It is a transcript of the gene MUSK, whose product is annotated as muscle associated receptor tyrosine kinase. Gene Ontology annotation, cellular component: signaling receptor complex. Bases 61 to 2910 code for a protein of 949 amino acids. The transcript has 17 exons. Lineage: Eukaryota; Metazoa; Chordata; Lepidosauria; Squamata; Varanidae. The record is from RefSeq and is a predicted model, not a curated record. Gene Ontology annotation, biological process: multicellular organism development; cell surface receptor protein tyrosine kinase signaling pathway; positive regulation of kinase activity. Gene Ontology annotation, molecular function: protein binding; ATP binding; transmembrane receptor protein tyrosine kinase activity.
AUAUGCUUGUCUUUGACUAAAGACGUCGAAUCCCAUUCUCCCUCCCCCGCUGGAUUAAUCAUGAAAGACUUGCUCAACAUUCCACUUGUACAGAUCUUCACACUGGCUGCUUUCAGCUUGGCAGAGAAACUCCCCAAAGCGCCCAUAAUCACCACUCCUCUUGAAACAGUGGAUGCCCUGGUUGAGGAAGCGGCCACCUUUGUUUGUGUAGUAGAAUCUUUUCCCCAGGCAGAGGUUACCUGGACACGUAAUAACAUUCCAAUUAGGCUCUUUGACACACGGUAUAGCAUACGGGAAAAUGGACAGCUCUUGACUAUUCUGAGUGUGGAGGAUAGCGAUGAUGGGGUUUACUGCUGCACUGCAAACAACGGAGUGGGAGUACCGACGGAAAGCUGUGGUGCAUUACAGGUGAAAAUGAAACCCAAAAUAACCCGCCCACCUUCAAAUGUGAAAAUAAUUGAAGGAUUAAAGGCCGUUUUUCCCUGCACCACAAUGGGGAACCCCAAGCCUUCAGUAUCCUGGGUCAAAGGAGAAAACCUUAUAAAGGAAAAUACUCGGAUUGCUAUUCUUGAAUCAGGCAGCUUGAGGAUUCACAAUGUUCAAAGGGAAGAUGGUGGUCAUUAUCGAUGCAUGGCAAAGAAUAGCCUUGGGACAGCCUACUCAAAGCCAGCCUUUCUGGAAGUGGAAGUUUUUGCUCGCAUCCUGAAAGCUCCUGAAUCCUACAAUGUCAGUUUUGGCUCUGUGGUAACUCUGCGAUGUGCAGCAACAGGCAUCCCAACUCCAACCAUAACAUGGCUUGAGAAUGGAAAAGCUGUCUCAGCAGGAUCCAUAGUUGAAACGGUCAAAGAACGAGUGAUUGAUUCUAGGCUGCAAGUUUACGUCUCCCGGCCUGGUUUGUUCACCUGUGUCGCCACCAACAAGCACAGUGAAACUUACGGCACCGCAAAAGCUGCAGCCACUAUCAAUGUAUCAGAAUGGAGCAGACUCUACAAGGGAGAUGCAGGUUACUGCAGCUCCUACCAGGGAGAGGUGUGUAGUGCACUCCUGGCAAAGGAUGCCUUCGUUUUCUUCAACACUUCCUAUGGAGACCCGGAGGAGACCCAAGAGCUACUUGUCCGCACAGCAUGGACUGAGUUGAAAACAGUGAAUCCCUUGUGCCGCCCAGCUGCUGAGUCGCUGCUGUGCCACUACAUCUUCCAGGAGUGCAGUCCCUCCAGGAUCGGACCGGCUCCAAAACCUGUUUGCAGAGAGCAUUGCCUUGCUGUAAAGGAUCUCUACUGCUUUAAGGAAUGGCUUUCAAUGGAAGAAAAUGCCCGCAAAGGAAUCUACAAACCUGGGCUGAUGUUACUGACUCUGCCAGAGUGCAACCGACUUCCCAGCCUGCACCAGGACUCGAAGGCUUGCAUGAGGAUUCCACAUUUUGAUCUUAAAAAGGAAGAUACAACAACAACCUGUUACAAGGGCAAUGGUCUCACCUAUGAAGGUUCUGUCAAUGUCACGGCCUCUGGCAUUCCUUGUCAGCAGUGGAGUGAACAGGUUCCUCAUUCACACAGAAGUACCCCUCAGGUUUUCCCAGAGCUGUCCAAGGCAGUCAACUAUUGUCGAAAUCCAGGGGGUGAAAAUUUGCGGCCUUGGUGUUACACAAUGGACUCAUUUGUAAAAUGGGAAUACUGUGAUGUACCUCACUGUGGAGAUGAAUCAUUGCCUCAAGGAACAACGAAGGCGAGUGUGCCGACUCCACAUUUCCCUUUGACUUCCUCAUUCUCCCCAACGUAUUCCAUGACGGUCAUCAUCUCCAUCAUUUCCAGCUUUGCAAUGCUUAUCAUGCUCAUCAUCACUGCUCUUGUUUGUUGCCGGAGACACAAGCAAUGGAAAAACAAGACCAGGGAGUCGGCGCCACCAGCCCUGACGACUCUUCCCUCCGAGCUCUUGCUGGACAGGUUGCACCCCAACCCCAUGUACCAGCGCAUGCCUCUGCUCCUGAACCCAAAGUUAUUCAGCCUGGAAUAUCCGAGAAACAACAUUGAAUAUGUGAGAGAUAUUGGAGAAGGAGCAUUUGGACGGGUCUUUCAAGCAAGGGCGCCUGGACUGCUUCCCUAUGAGCCAUUCACGAUGGUGGCCGUGAAGAUGCUCAAAGAAGAAGCCUCAGCAGACAUGCAGGCUGACUUUCAGAGAGAGGCGGCCCUCAUGGCUGAAUUUGAUAAUCCAAACAUUGUCAAACUUUUAGGGGUGUGCGCUGUGGGAAAGCCAAUGUGUCUGCUUUUCGAAUACAUGGCCUUUGGGGACCUCAACGAGUAUCUGCGCAAUCGAUCACCACGCAACCUGUGCAACCUAAGCAAUGGCAACCUUGACAUAAGGAUCCGACCCUCCAGCCCAAACUUGCUUGCUCUUUCCUGCAUUGACCAGCUCUGCAUUGCAAAGCAGGUGGCAGCCGGAAUGGCCUACCUGUCCGAACGCAAGUUUGUGCACCGGGACUUGGCCACCAGGAAUUGUUUAGUGGGAGAAAACAUGGUGGUUAAAAUAGCUGAUUUUGGUCUCUCCAGAAACAUGUACUCUGCAGACUAUUACAAAGCAAACGAAAACGACGCCAUCCCCAUACGAUGGAUGCCCCCCGAGUCUAUCUUCUACAAUCGCUACACAACGGAGUCUGAUGUUUGGGCUUACGGUGUGGUCCUGUGGGAGAUUUUUGCCUUUGGAAUGCAGCCCUAUUAUGGGAUGGCUCACGAAGAAGUCAUCUAUUAUGUGAGAGAUGGCAAUGUCCUGUCUUGCCCAGAGAAUUGUCCAUUGGAGCUCUACAACCUCAUGCGCCUCUGUUGGAGCAAGCUUCCUUCUGACAGGCCCAGCUUUGCCAGCAUCCAUCGCAUUCUGGAACGCAUGUAUGAGAGGGCAGUGAUGGCUGAGAGUGCGUGAGCCAGGGCGGCGCCAAGUGAGCUCUUCCUGGGAUGAUCAGGCUUGGAUCAAGGAGGGUGCUUGGGCCUCAUGGCCAUGACUCAAGGCAACAGUCCCAGUGGAAAAGUGAAGCAAGCGAGGACUUUUGCUUGAGCGAAGACUUGAAGAGUCAGCCCUGCAUUUAGAAACCAAACUAAACACCUCAUUCUCAAAAUGUCACACUUUUAUUUUCUUUUAAAGCUUGUUUUCAGGGUGUUCUGUUUUGCCAAAAGCAAAAAUAAAAUUCCAGCCUACAUAAAUUCCAGUGCUAAAAACAAGAUCGCAAUAAGCUAACACAGCAGCCAAAUCACAAACACAAAAACAACUGAAAGAGCAAACCCAAAAAGCAGCUGCAUCAAGGCUCAGAUUAAUUCUAAAAACCCAGCUCCAAUUGCCUUCCAGGUCUAGAAGGUCCUCACUGCUGAUUUUAAACGUCUCCAUACCUUUGGCUCCUUGCCAUUGCCUCAUCCCAAGUCAGAGCAGCUCGGUAUUGUCUGCUCUUUAUGGGAAGUGGUUCUCCAAGGACUUUGCCUAUUGAGCUGUUUCCAGUCCUUCUGCUUGAGACCCUUGGAGGGAUUGCACUUUGGGCUAUCUCAGAGCAUGUGCUCAGCCACUGAGCUGCAUCCACUCCAUAGAAGUGGAUGGGGCUAGUCUAUUGAAAGUGGUUUGAAUCCUGCAGCUAUAUGGGAUGAAAUGGAAGGAGUAUGCCCAGGUCAGUGAGAGCUUUUGUGUCAGAAAUGCUGAAAAAGACAGCUUUGUUGGAAGGAAAAGCCUAUUGCUUUCAGGUUGCAUUGAAGUUCCUCUUUUCAGUCCUGGAUUUGUUGACCUAACACGUGCUGAAUUUCUCCAUAGAUUACAACUUAUUUAGGUCCCCAACUCUACCCCCACCAACUAGAGAGUUCUGCUCUUGCAGAGGUGUGAACCUAUCUUAUCCAAAUGGUUGCACAAAUAGUCACAGUAGUAGCCGCUCUUUGGUCAAGUGAUCUUUUACAGAUUUUUCAAGAAACAGUGGCUUGCAGGGCCAGAUGGUCAUCAGAUCCCAAAUAAUCCUACCUAGUUUAUAUGAUGGGACCCACCGUAACAGCUGCAAAGAUGGUUAUUAUGGUUAUUAGAUAGCACAUCAAAGUCAAUUAAAGCUGAAGAAACAUACCCCCAGCUAAACAAAAGUUUGUGUUUCUUUUCUGGUACCCUCUCAUGUCUAUGGUCUCCCACCCCAUCCACACAUUUUUAUAGUUUGCAUUUUUAAAAAGUUAAGCCUGAGCCUUUACAUUAGAAGUAUAAAGUACAAUACCAUGAAGGGCAAGGUGCAAGGUCUCACAAGGAUGCUACAGGUCCUGGGAGACCCCUCAUUUCUAUCAUGCACUCCCUCUGCCUGCAUUGGUCACCCCUGACCUGCUGCUCAGCCUAGUGGGCAUCACCUGGGUGUACUCAUGGUUAUAUUGGGUAUAUUGAUUCAGCAUGCCUAAUAUCCAGCCACUUCCAUCUGGCCAUUUAAAGGCCAGUCCAAAGAUCCCAGCUGGACAGGAAGAUGGCAAUCAUGUGGGAAGGGCCCAUAGGACUGCUCUUCCGUGUGGGUUUAAGUCUGGUGAAGCCAGACAUGGAAGAAUGACUCACAUACCCACAGGGGAAGGGCUAUGCCGGAAGUUUGUAGGAGAACCUGCUGCCGUCCAAACCACCCUACUUAAAGGGAUUGUGAUAGAGGCUGGUUUUGCUAAGGCACCAUGCUAGCAUGUUCCACUUCAAGCUGGACAUCAAUUGUUCCGUGUCAAUUGUUUUCUUAUUGUGUCCCAAAUUUUGUUAUUACUUUUCAGCCUAGAGCCCUACACACAUACAGGUGUGAAGACAG